CUUUAUCUUCUGUAACAAAGCUGCUGAAGAGGAUUAUGCUGCUGUUGCCACAGAAACUUAGUGACCAGUGGAAAGGGAGAGUAGAGAGGGGUGGGGAGUUCAAGAAGAGAGUGGAAGCCGACAGAUUCAAUCAGACUUAUUGAAAAACCCUUCGCCCACACAGCUGACAGGUUUUUUCAUUUUGAGAUUUUCAAGAUUUCUCUCUUCGACCAUGUUUCACCCUUUAAUCAUCGGCAUCAUGGUCGUAAACACCUCCCUAACUGUCGUCUACUGGACCUUCCUGCUGGGAGAUGUCUACUUCAAGUGGAUGUUGGAGCCAGAAGACAAACCCACGAAGGUGGUCACCCCGGCCUGAGGGAGUCACUGUCAAUAUGGACCAACUUCACUGAGUGACUGGGUGGUUAUUUUUUUGUUGCUUCGGACUAGUUCAGCUUGUAGUGCUUUCUGUGGAGCCGUUAAUCUGCUUUGUGUUUCACCUGAAGAAGAACAAGACCCCAAAUGCGAACGACAAAAAAUUUCUGAAGUGAACGGAUCCUGCAAUAAAUGAGACAGGAACCCUUCUCACAGAGCCGCCUGUUUACCACACCUGCUAAUUUGGAUGUCCUGUCUAUGCACAAGUCAACGAAAAAAGCUGAGGAGCCGUUUCGAGUCUUGAUCACAAGGAGCCGGAUCUUCAACAAGACAAUGAAUCCCUCAUCAGCCAGAGAAGCCACCACCAAGUUUCACCCCCUUCUCUGAACAGCCUCUCCUUAAAAGAGAGUUUCUAUCUGUCCAAAUAUACCAAGCACCAAAACCAUGAACCAAUUACCAUUCGUGUCCCUGAACGCCUCGGGAGGAGCUCUGCUGUUGAACCUCUCACAUGUGGCGUUGGAGCACCGGCAGCUCCUGCAGCUGUCCAGGAGGAACGAGGAGGAGGCCUAUUUUGUGGACUACAUCCCCCCAGCUAGAGACGCCAUAACUCUGCCGCGCAAUGUAGUCUACGUCCUAAUUGGGGUGGUGUUGGUUGUAGUGGCCACUUACGCCAUAGUGGGACACCUGAUCAAAGAUCUGAUGCAUGACCUGGCAGACUGGAUUUUUGGGCCCAAACCGGUGGAGGAUGAUUCAGAGGAAGGUAGAGCGGAGGUAAAAGAAGAGCGAUGCCUGAGUGUUUCCAGUAAACUAAUGGAGAGGGACGUGCUGAGGAUGGAGAUGGAGAAGGACGGGCUACUGCCUGGUUUCCACCGGGGAGACGGAGACCACCGCCGCCCAUCCACCCCUCAUUUGCUGAGGAGCUCCAUCCCUUCGUCAUACCCUGGAGAAAAACGGAUAUCUACUCAUAGCGUGACCUUCGCCUGCCCCCUGACCCCUUAUGUCACUUCCCUCUGAGUUUUUCCACAAAUUCAAGUCACAUCUCAUAUGUCAGUGCGGUGAUCAGUGUUGUGACUUUGUUGUAGUGAUGCUAAAGCAUUUGAUUUAAUUAUUAAAAGUUAAUGUGAACACAGUCCAUAUUGUCCUUCAUUUAAUUAUAUUGCAUUAUGUUGCUAUUUAACGUCCAAUUUGUCACCCAUCAAGAGUAUCUUAUUUUGAAAUGUAUAGAAAUGAGAAUGUUUCCAUCACAUAUCAAGAAUUUAUUGUUAAAUUGCACAUGAUUGGUCUUUUCUGUUCAUUUUCCACAACUGUCACUCUCCAUCAUUAGCUCACACAUUUCCAUGUUGUGGUGUUGGACCAAGCUUCUCUCCAGUAAACAACUGAAUAAUACAUGA
This is a messenger RNA of Hippoglossus stenolepis (Pacific halibut), 1742 nucleotides long. Its product is annotated as small integral membrane protein 44. The record is from RefSeq and is a predicted model, not a curated record. The transcript has 4 exons. The coding region runs from base 796 to 1365 and encodes 189 amino acids. NCBI's taxonomy places the organism in Eukaryota, Metazoa, Chordata, Actinopteri, Pleuronectiformes, Pleuronectidae.